AACGCUUGCGCAGUGAGGGGCUAGGGCUGUCGAGCUACAGUCGCUUCAGCUCCGCGCGAAUGUGUCAGUAACAACUAGGAACCCGACAGAGAACCGGCCCUACAAGACGCGGCAUCGAAACCAUUUCUCUGAUUACCGCUCUGGCGCGUGCUGGGGAAGUUGGGAGGAACGAAGAGUCCCGGAACUCUUAGUCUUCAGCCUGGUCCGUUUUUUUCUCGUCCCCGCUUCCUGUUAUUCUCUCACCGGAGCAACUGCUUGCGUCACCUCCUGAACUUACAGAGAUAGGACAGUAGGGACACGUCUCCCUUAGCGGGUGGUGCUCCUUUGCGCAUCUACUCGUUCCGCCUGGAGGCGGUGGGUGGGGGACUCUGCGCCUGCGCAGGGAGAGUCACGUGGUGGGGGCUUCGCUGGGCAGCUGCGCAAACUCAGACUCGGAGUGUUGGCGUGGCGGUGUAGGUGAUCGGCAGUGCGCAUGCGUGGGCACGGCACCGCUAGAAUGGUGGUGGGUUCGGGUCGCGGCGCGGGCGGUGCGGGCCGCGGGCAGGACGCCGGAGCGAUGCCAGCCUCCGUGGCGUCGGUGAUCUCACGCUUCCUGGAGGAGUACAUGAGCACCACGCCGCAACGCCUGAAGCUGCUGGACGCCUAUCUACUCUACAUCUUGCUGACUGGGGCGUUACAGUUCGGUUACUGCCUCCUCGUGGGGACCUUCCCCUUCAACUCCUUCCUUUCCGGCUUCAUCUCCUGUGUGGGAAGCUUCAUCCUGGCGGUUUGUUUGAGGAUACAGAUCAACCCACAGAACAAGGGAGAUUUCCAGGGCAUCUCUCCAGAACGAGCUUUUGCUGACUUUCUCUUUGCCAGCACCAUUCUGCACCUCGUUGUCAUGAACUUUGUUGGUUGAAAACUUUCCAUUCACUGAAACGAGUAGAAAUAAAGAACAAUGUCUUCACUUCAUGGUUUCCUCAGAUAGAAAGAACAUCAGCUUGAGGAUAAGCAGAUUUUCAUAAUUCAGACUUAAAACUUCCUGCAGACAUCAUUUUAUUUUGAAAUUUGAAGUGGGAAAUACAGGAAAGAUUCUCUGCCCAUCUUUCUUUCCUCCGAAGUACUUUGUAAUGAGCAUUUAACACCAUGACCUCUGUCAUUUCCUCACUGUAAUAACUUGUUUGCCUUCCAAAUAAAGUGCUUCUUGUUAAAUCCUC
Molecule: messenger RNA, 1196 nt
Organism: Monodelphis domestica (gray short-tailed opossum)
Lineage: Eukaryota; Metazoa; Chordata; Mammalia; Didelphimorphia; Didelphidae
Gene: DAD1
Product: defender against cell death 1
Biological process (GO): protein N-linked glycosylation
Cellular component (GO): oligosaccharyltransferase complex; membrane
Source: RefSeq, a predicted model, not a curated record